This is a messenger RNA of Salvia hispanica, 902 nucleotides long. Its product is annotated as EG45-like domain containing protein 2. The record is from RefSeq and is a predicted model, not a curated record. Lineage: Eukaryota; Viridiplantae; Streptophyta; Magnoliopsida; Lamiales; Lamiaceae.
UUUCCUUCACUAUAAAUUGGCUCGUUUCAUUAACGAUUUCAAUCGCACUUAUCAAAUCUAUAUUUCUUCACUACAAAUUUGAUUCAAUUCAUAACCCUUUUCAACCAAAAUCAUCAAUUAUAUAUCCCUUUCUAACUUUCAUACAUAUUAUACUUCAUUGCUCUUUGAAGUAGUCCUUAAAUCUCAAUGACUAUGACUUUAAAACUAGCCUUUGCCAUUGCAAUAUUGCUAACCAUUUCAUUCAACCAAAUUGUUUUCGGUGACAUCGGGACCGCUACUUCCUACGAACCUCCGUACACACCUACAAGGUGCAAUGGCAAUAGAGCCGACCAAUUCCCAUCAGGAAACUUGUUUGUGCAAGUGAGUGAAGGGUUGUGGGACAACGGCGCCGCUUGCGGCCGCCGAUACAGGCUUAGGUGCCUUAGCGGCAACAACCGGCCUUGCAAGGGGGGCACGGUGGACGUGAGGGUGGUCGACUUUUGCACCCGUAGGCCAUGCCCUUCGACUAUAGUGAUGUCAACCGAUGCCUUUGCCGCCGUCUCCAAAUCCGCUGAUGCUAAAAUCAACAUCGAAUUUAUCCAGAUUUGACAUGAAUUAUGGGCAUUGCGUGUUUGCUGUGGAGAAAGUAAUUAAUUUGGAGGCAAUUAUUUUGAGUAAUAGUACUAGUAUAUGGAUGAUAAACUUCUAGCCAAUAGAUUAUGUGUUUCCUAUCUUUAUUAGUAAUUUAUUUUGUGUUCGUAUUAUGGUCUAAAAUAUGAGUAAAUCACUUUGCAUCUUAGAUUAUGUGUUUCUUUUAUCGAAAUUAAUUUAUUUUGUAUUUGGAUGAUGGGCUCAAAUAUGUAUAAGGCCCAAUGGACUCCUCAAAAUUCAUCUUGUGAUAUUAAUCAAAUUUCAAAAUAAUU